Molecule: messenger RNA, 711 nt
Organism: Helianthus annuus (common sunflower)
Lineage: Eukaryota; Viridiplantae; Streptophyta; Magnoliopsida; Asterales; Asteraceae
Exons: 6
Coding region: 1-711 (236 amino acids)
Source: RefSeq, a predicted model, not a curated record
AUGUCAACGUCAGGUGAGAGUAACAAUCUUAGUUUUGUUAACGAUUUGAAUCCUGAGAAAGAUAUGUGGCACAUGAAAGCGAGGAUCAUCCGAAAAUGGAAUCAGGGUUAUAAAAUGUAUCCCAUCUUCAUUGAUGAAAAGAUUCAAGAAGGUAUUAAAAAUCAUUUGAUACCUGUUUUUGAUGGACAACUUCAAGAAGAUGCUGUUGUUAUUCUGUCGAAAUUUGGUGCGGAUGUUGUUGGAUCUGUGGUUUGGUGUGGAGAUCUUGAAUUCUUUGGCGGACCUCCAAAAGAAACUAAGAGGAUGAAUUUCGAUAUUCAAGACUUGGAGGGUAUGUUUUUGCGAUGUACUAUGUGGAAUGAUUAUGCUCUACAGUUUAACGACUUCAUCUCUAAAACCCCACCUCAUGAGCAUGUGAUGGUUGUUAUACAACACGAAAAGUGUAAAGAAUGGAAAGCUAAUUUUUAUCAAUUUACAGUUCAAAGUGAUAAGUUUGCAACUCGACUGUUUCUGAAUGAAGAAAUCGAUGAAGUUAAUCAGCUAAGGAGGAGUCUUAUACUGAAUCAAGGACAAGGGAGUGGUUCUACUUCUCAAACAAUACUUUCAUCUCAGACUGUUUUUCCAUUGCAUAAAGAAUUUGUAAUAGAUGGUGUGAAGAAACAUGUUGAUGAGAUUAGUGAGAUAGAAAAGUUUUCACAGCUUUUUAUAUAG